Glycine soja is the source of this 1057-nucleotide messenger RNA. RefSeq lists its product as uncharacterized. Gene Ontology annotation, cellular component: transcription factor TFIIH holo complex. The transcript has 6 exons. The coding region runs from base 193 to 759 and encodes 188 amino acids. Lineage: Eukaryota; Viridiplantae; Streptophyta; Magnoliopsida; Fabales; Fabaceae. The record is from RefSeq and is a predicted model, not a curated record. Gene Ontology annotation, biological process: regulation of cyclin-dependent protein serine/threonine kinase activity; DNA repair; regulation of transcription by RNA polymerase II.
CUCUUUCUUUCUUUCACCUUUUCUCUCUGAACAACAAUACUCUUCGCGACAACAAAAACCAAGAACGAAGUGCACUAUUAUUACGUGUUUUCAAUCUCUCACCCAUUUCCUUCUUCAGAGUCUCUCUCUGUUUCCAACUUGGUAGCGCUGUGUGAAAAGUGAAAGAGGGAACAAGAAGUUGACGGUAGCAGAAUGGUGGUCUCCAGUACAAAUCCCCACAAUAAGGAGAUAGCUAUCAGGAGGAGGAUUGCUAGCAUAUUUAAUAAACGUGAAGAUGAUUUCCCAUCUUUGAGAGAAUACAAUGAUUACUUGGAGGAAGUAGAGGACAUGACAUUUAACUUGAUUGAAGGAAUAGAUGUUUCAGAUAUUGAAGCAAAAAUUGCCAAAUACCAGGAAGAAAAUGCAGAACAAAUAAUGAUUAAUCGAGCUCGGAAGGCUGAAGAAUUAGCUGCAGCUAUGGCAGCAAGUAAGGGACAACCUGCACAAACUGAUGAUGAUUCAGCCACAAACCAAAACUCCCAAGCAGGAUUUGGAGCUGUUCCUCAAGGACAAUAUGCACCUACAUUUGCAGGAGGACAGCCAAGGCCUACAGGCAUGGCCCCACAGCCUUUACCACUCGGAGGGGGCGACAUGCCGGGCUUUGCAGGUGAUGAUGAGGAAACCAAGAGGCUACGAACUGAGAGGGCUGGAGGAUGGAGUGGAGAUAUUAGUAGGAAAAGGGCACUUGAAGAAGCCUUUGGAAGCAUCUGGGUUUGCUGAGACAAUAAUAAUCAUGCAAGGCUGGACAUGCUUAUUUUAAAAUGGUGUUUAGAUACUUUCUAAAUCCUAAGGGCAUGCAAAUUCCAGUGUCACAGAAGCUAUUUUGGCAUGGAUAUUGCGAUGUAAAUGGUGUAGAAUGUAGAUUUGUUGAAUUUUGUUCUGUGAACCAUAUUGAAUUUUAUUGUAAGGGGCUUUGGCUUUUCUUUUUAAACUAUUCUCUUUCUCCCUUUUCUUUGAAGAUGUUAUUUGUUUAUAGAAAGACUUUAAUUUGAAAUGAAGAAUUUGGGAAAAACAAAAA